ACACAGGAGGCGAAUGAUGGUGUCCUUUCUCUAGAUAGAGAAUCAGAGAGACAAGAAGAAGAGAGGAGAGUAAUUCCGAUGGCGUCGAAUGCAGCAGCGCCGUUUUGGAGGGCCGCCGGCAUGACCUACAUAACAUAUUCCAACAUCUGUGCUAAUCUUGUCAGAAACUGUCUCAAAGAACCAUACAAGACUGAAGCUCUUUCGAGGGAAAAGGUUCAUUUUGCUGUUACCAAGUUUGUCGAUGGAAAUCCUCAGAAACCCAUUGUUCGUUCGGAUUCUGGGACUGAAUGAGUUGAGGAGCUCGAUCCUUUAAAUGCCUAAUGGAGGAUCUUUUGUGAUGGACUUUCUUCUAUUUGUCUAUUUGGUAGAUUGAAAUUCAUUAUGCCUGUAAGGCAUAAUUUCAGACAAGACUAUGGAUUUGGCCUGGUUUCUGAAAUUGUAAUAAAUGCAACCAGUAUUAUCCACUCUUUCAA
Populus trichocarpa (black cottonwood) is the source of this 473-nucleotide messenger RNA. RefSeq names its product ATP synthase subunit epsilon, mitochondrial. The coding region runs from base 79 to 291 and encodes 70 amino acids. Gene Ontology annotation, cellular component: mitochondrial inner membrane. The record is from RefSeq and is a predicted model, not a curated record. Gene Ontology annotation, biological process: proton motive force-driven mitochondrial ATP synthesis. NCBI's taxonomy places the organism in Eukaryota, Viridiplantae, Streptophyta, Magnoliopsida, Malpighiales, Salicaceae. Gene Ontology annotation, molecular function: proton-transporting ATP synthase activity, rotational mechanism. The transcript is spliced from 2 exons.